AUGCAGCAAAUCCACAAGAUACCAGGAACGGCGUAUGCGUCUUCGUCCCCUCUGCAGUCCUCCUCCUCCCCUACUCAAGUUCGUGGGUUGGCUACGCAGGGAGGUGAUUGGGACGAGCACCCCGGGGGAGGAGCGCCGAGACAAGGACAAGGACAAGAGGAGGAGGGAGAGUUUGAGUUUGCGUUUUCGACGACGACGGAUGGAGAUGCGAAUUUUAAAGCCAAGAUGGAGGCGUUGCAUGAUCCGACGAGUACGAAUUUGUAUAUGGAGGGGUUACCGUUGAGUAUUGAUGAGCCUACAUUAGCGGCGCUGGUCUCCCCUCAUCGGAUCAGUAGUUCUCGGUUCUUCCAGACUAGGUUGAGUAAUCCGCCGAGGAUUAUUGCAUUUGUUAGGCUGGAAACCCGCGUGGGGGCCGAAGAAAUCAUCGAGCGCCUUCAUGGUCGUAUGGUUCGUGGAUGGAACGAUACUGGGAGUCGAAUCUCCGUGAGGUUUGCGGAUACAAGUGAACAGCGCGAGUUGAGGAGGAACGAACGCGCAACUAAAGAAGGCGUGGAAGGCUCUCCAGCCAGGCUCACCAUCGCCCAAGCUGCCUUGCUCAAUCUUAGAGGGCAGGAGCUCAGGCCUUCGAUGAUCAAGAGCGGGCCAGUUAUCCACGCCCAUGGUCAUGUGCAACAAACGCCGCUCCCUCCGCCUCCACCUUCCAUCCAACGGAGUCACAGCAAUAGUCGCCUUCCUGUUCCUGCGACCCCUGAUUUCUCGUCCCAUGCGCCGUUUGCGGUGGACUAUUCACUUGCUCCUGCUAGGCCCGUCCGGUCACAGGCUCAUUCUCCCCAUCCGUACAUUGGGCAAGGCCAGACUGUCCAGCUGCCACCUUCCACCUCGCCCCAUCCUAUGGACCCAUCUAUGAUGACGCUCUUGCAGACCCUAAGAGGCACUGGCGUCCCUUAUCGUGGUGGCAUCUAUGAUGACGACGCUUCGGCACAGCAUCUUGAUCUUCUUCAAAAACCACACCAGCAUCAUUACGCUCGUCCUCCUCCUGUCCACACCAGGACAGGGUACACCGCUACAGAGGAGUAUAUCAUGCGCGCACAUGCCGAGUCUACCCAGCAACAAAGGAGACGUCCUGCCCCGCUAGAUUUGCGUCCUAGUAGAAGCGCCAGACGCGCGGGCAACGUUGAUGAGGAGCUGUUGAAUGCGAACAUUGCGUUGGGCGUGAGG
This is a messenger RNA of Laccaria bicolor S238N-H82, 1218 nucleotides long. RefSeq lists its product as uncharacterized. NCBI's taxonomy places the organism in Eukaryota, Fungi, Basidiomycota, Agaricomycetes, Agaricales, Hydnangiaceae. The annotation marks the transcript as partial. The record is from RefSeq and is a predicted model, not a curated record. The transcript has 5 exons. Gene Ontology annotation, molecular function: RNA binding.